Molecule: messenger RNA, 2608 nt
Organism: Haliotis rubra (blacklip abalone)
Lineage: Eukaryota; Metazoa; Mollusca; Gastropoda; Lepetellida; Haliotidae
Product: 3'-5' ssDNA/RNA exonuclease TatD-like
Exons: 7
Coding region: 563-1927 (454 amino acids)
Cellular component (GO): cytosol
Molecular function (GO): single-stranded DNA 3'-5' DNA exonuclease activity
Source: RefSeq, a predicted model, not a curated record
UUUCUACUAAAUGAAGCUGACAAAAACACCGGCCGCAAACAAACGAGCGUAUUUACUGAAGAAGCGACGUAAAGUGUGGAGAAUAUUUAGAGUUAUCUACCCUUGGCUUCUCUCACAACAAAUGCUCCCAUCCUAGACACCGUUACUACCUUGGAUAUUUGAAAUGUUUUGUGACGUGACACGGUAUAGAAACUGCAUAAAACUUAUCAGCUGAAUUAUCUUUAACUUAGGGUUUGUUUAUUUUGAUUUUUAUGCGUAAUUUUCUUAGUUAACUGUCGGGUCGGCUGGAGCCAGAAUGCGGAAGUGAGGUAAAUCGCUGAUAUUUCACAACUAACAAACAAUAUUAUACUGAGACUGCCUGCCAAGAUGAUUCACUCUAACAUCAAAGGCUGCUGACAAAGAAGGCUGCUCUCCUCAUCAGACUGUUUCAUCUCGUCAUGACGGACACCAUAACCAACGGGCCCAGAUCCUCAACAGCUUAGAGGACAUUUUCAGCACUUACCAGAAGUUUUAUGUCCUGAAUGUUGACAAGUCUGUGAGCCCCCUGUACCUCAAGGAGUACAUGUGCCUAGAUCCCAGCAUCCAGGUGUACAUACAUGUGGACAAGCAUGGCAAGUCCAAGGAGUGUGCAGAGGUGGUGGUGCCCAAGACCCUCACAAAAGAGGUGUUACAGAUGGAUGGCAUGUUACUCAAAGGAAAGGAGCUUUCAGUCAAAAAGCCCGAGAAUAUGCAGAAACGUGUCACAUCAAAAUGGAGAAAAAAUGAGGAAGGGACAGUGUUUUGUCUUUCCGAAUGUGUUGAGUCUGUGGUUUCAAUGUCAAAAGAGAGAACAGAGUUAAUGUAUCACAUGAUAGAUGCAGGAGCUUAUCUUGUUGAUCCUGGUUUCACUGCAAAGAAGGAUGUCAACGAAGUCAUCAAACGAGCUUUCCUAUCUGGUGUAGAGAAGGUUGUGGUGAAGACACUGACGGUGAGACAGGCCAUGAAGGCUAAGGCCCUGGCCGACAGCUUCCCUGGGAUCAUCUACUUCACCGCUGGCAUCCACCCCACUCAAGAAAGUUCAUGGAAAGGGGAGACAACUGUACAGCAACUGCGUGACCUCCUAUCUCACCCUCAGUGUGUGGCCCUGGGUGAGAUCGGGCUGGAGAGGAAUUAUACAGACUCUCGGAGGGAGAUGUUCAGAGCCCAGGUGAAACUGGCAUGUGACAUGGACAUACCCCUGGUGUUGUGUGACACGAGUAAGCUGGAGACAACACAGAGGAUCCUCUCAGAGUUCAAGGACAAACUACCGCCAGUUUGUAUUAGCGGAGACAGGCAGACAACGACAGACUUGAAGGCAUUCUGCGAUAUGGGAUUCUACAUCUCCUUGACAGGUAAUGCCUGGAAACUCCCAUAUACGGAAUGUCCAAGAGAUUGGCUGAGCAGUGUAUCACAUGACAUAGAGACAACGCGGCUACUCCUGGCCAGCGAGGCUCCUGGAAAGUUCCCAGACUUCAUCAGCAACUACCCUGGUUCAUCAAUAUCUUACCGUCGAGCAAUGUUCAAAGUUGAUUGUUCAAACUUGUUGGAGGACAACUCAAAGUUGACAAUGAAGUACUGUUGUAAGCGGAACGAGCCUUUCAGUGUACACACCAUCUUGGAGUUGGCAUCAGGUAGAGUUCAGCGGACUCCACAACAGCUUGCAGACAUGGUCAGACAAAAUGCAUAUACAUUUUAUAGAUUUUCUGAAAAGUCUGACGGGAAGAUGGUAGAAAGUUCUGAAGGAACAUGUAGUGAGGUGCAGGAAGUGACCUCUGAGGUUGUUGACCUCCAGCCAGACAAGAGGAAGAAGUAUGUAUUCCCAGGACUUACAUUCAUCCUUGGUAUUCUCAUGGUCACCAUCUUGUUAACAUUCCAGUAUGUUUGGAAACUGGAUUCUGUCAUUGAAUGAGUAAAUACCUAUACAGUUCAUUCCUGCUGUGUAAAGUCUCUCAGAUUCAUCACUCAGGUUGAUGUAUGUGUGUGCGUGUGUGUGUGUGUGUGUGUGUGAGAGAGGGGUGGGUGGGUGGGGUGUUUCACAGUUGUGACAGCUGAUCCAUUGUUUGUACAUACAAACUAUUCUACCACUGCGACAGUUGAACUAUAGUUGGUACAUACAGACCAUUGUCACAGUUGAACUAUAGUUGGUACAUACAAACCAUUGUCACAGUUGAACUAUUGUUGGUACAUGCAGACCAUUAUCACAGUUGAGUGAGUGAGUGAGUUGGGUUUUAUGCCUCCUUUAGCAAUAUUCCAGCAAUAUCACAACAGGGGGAGGCCAGAAAUGGGCUUCUCAAAUUGUACCCUUGUUGGGAAUCAGACCGAGCCUUCAACAUCAUAUAGCGAACACUUUACCACUGGGAUACCCCACCACCCAUUUCUCACAGUUGAACCAUGGAUGUUUCAUGGAAAUGAAAAUACCUCAUGAAAAAUUCUCAGGAAUGACUUAUAUGAAAAGAGUUGAUUGCCCUUGUGUUUGGUUUUGUAAACAAAAUGUGUAAAUGCCCGCAUAUAUAUAAUUAUAUAUACCAGUGAAAUAAAGUAUAUGUGCAUUAUUUGAUGUUAUACUUAAUGCAAACAGAUAAGAACAUGA